Messenger RNA from Phlebotomus argentipes, 883 nucleotides. RefSeq lists its product as uncharacterized. Bases 107 to 859 code for a protein of 250 amino acids. Lineage: Eukaryota; Metazoa; Arthropoda; Insecta; Diptera; Psychodidae. The transcript has 2 exons. The record is from RefSeq and is a predicted model, not a curated record.
UAGUGACAUUUUGAAGCUGAGAUUUUUAGAGUGAACAACAUUUGUGCAUUUUCUCGAGAUUCCUUGGAAAAAGCGGGAGAUUUUACCUGCAACGUCUAACUGAACAAUGUCUGAUGAGCAAUACCUCGCGCCCAAGAGAACCCAGAAGCGCUACGAGCAGAGAUUCCGAGAUGCUUGGCUGCAAAAUCCUCUGCUGAAAGACUGGCUCAGAGAUUGCUACACUCCGGACGGCGUCCGGGAGGCGCGCUGUCUGUACUGCAACAUUCGACUGUGCCCACGAUUUAUUGACCUCUCCAAGCAUGCCAUGACCAGGAAGCACUUGAGAAAUACACCGAAUGAAGGCAUUUUGAUUGACCAAUCGAGCGACAUUGAAGAAGCCGAGGAGGAACAGGAACCAAAUGAAGUGGAUUAUGAGGAGUCGGAGGAGAACAAGAGUGAAAACAUCAUGUAUGAAGUGAUUCUUGAUCAUCCAAACAAGGAAGUGGUUCUGGAGCAGCACAGUCAGGAUGACACGAGUCUAGAACAGCUGCACUCACAAAUGGACGCGUCUGGAAACUCAAGCACGAGCAUCGAACCGCCACUGAAGAUCCUCAAAAUGGGCUUCAAGAGCAAUAAAACCGGUGGAAGUGCGUGUGAGGAGACUAAAGAGAUUCCUGUGCCAACGACGAGUUCGAGGAAGAUGAAAUUUGCCUCCUUAGAACCGAAUAUACUGCUUGAGAGGAAGAAACUUGUGCUGCAGAUCAAAAAUGAAGAGUUGCGAGCGUAUAAAUUGCAAUUGGAAGCCUUUAAGAUGGAACGAGAACUUGGUUUCGGACGAUCGAUUUUCACAAAAAAUCUCCCAACAAAAACCACCCUUUAAAAGCUACUCAGAUUGUUCAAAUAA